CAAGCGGCCAGCACAGCAACGCUGUGGCCGACGCAAUGGAUGCGUCUAAGCAACGAUCGAAAAAGCAAUCCAAGCACGAUGAACGUGCUCAUGCUCAAUCUCAUGUCAAGACUGACACCAAACGCCAUCGUACCAACCACCCUGACAGUUCGCUGAAAGUGCUUCUGACGCUGUCUCGCCACGGCAGUCGCCGUCCCAACGCCAUCUCGAGCACGCUCUGCCCCAACAACGUUGCGAACGCCGAGUCGUACCACGUGCCGCCCGAGCAAUUGACCGAGGUCGGUAUGGAGCAGAUGCGUCUGGCCGGCGAAGAGAUUCGACGCGAAUACAUCGAGAACCAGGGGUUUCUCUCCAACUCGAUCGGUGGCCCUGACAACAAACACUUUGAAACGUACUUUCGAUCGGACGCAGCGGAUCGAUGUGCCCAGAGCGCGAUCGCGCUCGGCUACGGCCUGUAUCCAGACUCGACGGCGCCGAACCAGUACUUCCACCAGCCGAUCUCGGUGUACAUGAACCAGCUGCGAAACGAACACGACUUUGCCGCGCCCAAGGGUCCGUGCAAGGCUGUGGCCAAGGCCGACAUCAACACGUACUUUCAAACCCGCGGGCUGGAGACCAUCGCCCAGCACAAGCCGCUGCUGGAGAAGGUCGGGCAGGCCUGCGGCAUCAACGUGUGGAACAUCCCGAACCUUCCUGACGGCGAAGACCUCGUGACCGGCAUCAAGGACAUCGCGGACACGUUCACGUUUGACACGCAACAGGGAUUGCGCCGCCUCAAGGGAGUCACGCCGGAGCUGCAGACGGAGAUCGAAGGCCUGGCGUUCCAGCACCUGAUGGAGCGGUACUACUCGACGGACCGCGAGGUCACGUACUGGGUGGGUGGGUUCCCGACCUUGAUGCUCAAGAAUCUCCAGGUCCCGCCACCGGAGAAGGCCGAGAACGCGUUCAAGUACUACUCGUACCAUGGCCACCGUGAGCUCGUUCAUGGGUUGGGGAUAUUGUUGGGGUGGGCGUUUGACUUUCCCGGCCAGCCGCGCGCCCUCGACACGUCUGCGCUGGAUCCGGCCACGACCAUGUUCUUUGAGCUGCACCAGGUCAACACGUCCGAGUUCAUUCGAACGUUUGUGUGGUCGCCACGCACCCGCCGCACCCAGGUGAAGUUGGCCAAGUGCUCGACGCUCGACUGUCCGUUGGCCGAAUUCGCCAGCAUUAUUUACAACCACACGAAUGUGACAGGGACGUGGGAGCAGAUAUGCAACUACCACCCGGCAACGUUUGCCCCGGUCGUUGCAACCACGCCCAAGCCAGUGGAGACGGUGAAACCAAGCGAGCUAUCGACAACCACGCCAAAACCAGUUGUGACUGAAUCGGAACAACACGAGGCAUCUCCUCCUCCAGUGGAGAUGACUGAGGAAGCACGAGCAACUACUCGUCCAGAUCAAACCUUGACGACCCAGCCUUCGUCGACUCUGUUUGAGCCAGUUGAGCCGGUUCAGCCGAAUCAACCGCCCGAGGUAGUGCAGGCUGAGCCGACGGUAUCUCUGCCGUCUACUGUUGUGGUUAAACUGGACACCGCCCAACCUGCGCUUCGGUUGAACUUCGCGGACAGCGUCGACCCACUUCCCAUGACGACCUUUGAAUGUCUGGGGUGGGUCGCCUAUCUAGCAGUCGCUGCAGUGCUCGUAUACUUUGCAGCAAAGCGACGACCGCAGUCGGGUUACCGCCGAAUAGAUUAAGCUGUAAUGGCUCUUGCGGUCCUGGUGUUUACAAACUCUCGACAUCCCUAGCACAAGCUGACGCCCAACACAACGAAAUGUCGAGGAUGCGACGAAGGCCGUUGCAUGUACGCAAUGCAGACCAUGCGGUGUACUUGAAAUAAAAGCACUAAGUCAAUUGUCGGUACCCUGA
Aphanomyces invadans is the source of this 1908-nucleotide messenger RNA. RefSeq lists its product as hypothetical. Gene Ontology annotation, molecular function: phosphatase activity. The record is from RefSeq and is a predicted model, not a curated record. The transcript is spliced from 2 exons. NCBI's taxonomy places the organism in Eukaryota, Oomycota, Saprolegniomycetes, Saprolegniales, Verrucalvaceae. Gene Ontology annotation, biological process: dephosphorylation. The coding region runs from base 36 to 1736 and encodes 566 amino acids.